Esox lucius (northern pike) is the source of this 5646-nucleotide messenger RNA. It is a transcript of the gene fgf24, whose product is annotated as fibroblast growth factor 24. The coding region runs from base 2697 to 3329 and encodes 210 amino acids. Gene Ontology annotation, biological process: neuron differentiation; positive regulation of cell population proliferation; fibroblast growth factor receptor signaling pathway. Gene Ontology annotation, molecular function: growth factor activity; type 1 fibroblast growth factor receptor binding; type 2 fibroblast growth factor receptor binding. The record is from RefSeq and is a predicted model, not a curated record. NCBI's taxonomy places the organism in Eukaryota, Metazoa, Chordata, Actinopteri, Esociformes, Esocidae. Gene Ontology annotation, cellular component: cytoplasm. The transcript is spliced from 5 exons.
UGGGCUUCACUUACAGGACAGCCAAGUUCUUUUGUCAAGCUUAAAGGCCCUUUGAACCCCUGGCUCACCGCCCUCGGAGAGCUUUUUCCACCCUGCCUUUUUUUCCUUCUAGCAUCAAUGAGAUAUUUUUCGCACAUUCCAGAUGACCGUCCUUUGCGACAGUCUCAGAGGAACGCACCGGCGAUGGUAAACAGCCGUAGGGGCGCUGCGGCAGAUUGUCUCAGUCGGCCCGCUGGGUCCGCGCGCUUGUGCCGGGUCACUCUUAUCCAGACCCCUUGGGGGCUGCUGGCUCGCUGGCACACCUCCUCCACGCUCAGAGGGACCGAGGCCGCUCCCCGUUCAUAAAGCUGAACGCUGGUCAUUGUCACAUGGACUCAACUUUCCACCCUAAAAAGGUCUCAAAUGUUGAUCGAAAUUCUGACCAACCCUCAUGGCCAUAUAGCAUUACAGACGCAUGUUUCUGAGAAUAAAUAGGACUUAAGCACUGGUUUGUGUCUUGGUAAUGGGAUUUGAUUUAAAAUUGCAUUAUCAAUCUGUCGGCCAGUUGGAGAAAAAAGCUGUGAUUGGAAAAGUUUAAGCCUGGGUUGUUGACUAGUUAUCAUUCCAGGACUUGGCACAGUGUGACAAGCAGUGGGAAGAAGUGGAACAACACCUGAAGAGACUGGUAGACAAGCUAGAAUGGUUGGUGUGUGUCCCACACUCCCUGUGUAAUGUGAGUCUACCAGGGGUCUUGAUGGCACAUCGGAGGUGCCUUUUUAAGCUUUUUUUCAAAUGUCACACAGGUGAGCACGUCAAAGGUACUGCUCAAUUCACCUUUUGCCGCAUCUCUUGUACUUUCAUUACACUGUCACAAGCAUGGGCACUGAAUCUGAUGAGUGAUUGCAAUGCGGGCUACAUCUUGUGUUGUUGUAAUUAUUAUCCGUUACAGCACCUUCACUAAUCUCUAUUUUGGAUUGCCGGCCGAUGCUAUAGGCCAGACAUAAUUCGACUGUAGGAUUUACAAAGUUAGUACAAUUUGGCAGGCGCGCACAAUGUUCAUUAAAAUUUUCAUAUGAUACGUACUAUUAUUUUUUUUCUCGUGACAGAGGUGUUUCUGAAUUUCGUAGAAGGACGCAUGUUUUAAUUGAAUGGUAGUAAUAUCUGCAAACAAAUAUUGUACCCGCGGCUACCAGAAUGCUUGUAAUAUCAAUUUUACAUAGGAAUAUAAUUGCACAAUUUGUAAAGUGCAAAUAUACUGACCCAUUUCACUAAUGUACUGACACAUACACCUAAUUCAACUAUUUCAAAGUGAAAUACUCUUCAGUGUAAAUUUAUACUACUGUGGGAAAAAUAUUAAUUUCCAUUUUAAAUGCAAUGAGGGUGGAAUGCUGUAAAUCCCGUUGUAAUAGGACAAUAAAGAGCGAUCGCACAAUGGUCUUAAGAGGGAUGUUCGGUCAUUCCAUUGCGAGUUCAGGGCCUCGUAAACACAUUCACACCUCUCUUUCAUUUAAAUGCAGGAUAAGUUAUAGCACAUUAUUGAAAAAUCGAGUUUCACAACAACAUGCAUUUCAAUGCUGUCUGGGAGAGAAAAUCCCAAUCCACAAAUGAAGUGGCCUCAUACCUGAAAACAAGGUAAACCGAGAAAGAAUCAUCGUUGCUUUCUCAGCUCAGGGCAUAUCUUUAUAACGCGUAUGCCACCAAUAACAAUAGUGGAAAACAAUAUUUAAAAAGCCGAAAACAUUUGGGAAAAUAUCGAAUUCCUUGACAAUCUAACAACCUCACGAGUAGGUUUGAACUUGAAAAAGGUCUAUACCUAUAUUGAAAGAAAUAUCAAACUGCUCAAAAUAAAAUGAAGUCAAACUUAUAUACAAGUUUCGAAAAAAGUUAAAACAAAUCCAUAAAUUCGUGUGUCCCCUCUUGUACCAACUCCCUCCCAAGCACUAUCAUUCUGACUAUAGGAAAACAUUCUCUAAACUGAUGGUCUCUCAAAGAUUACCCUAUCAGGUGCAAACCGCUGACAGGUUUCCACCCACCACCCACAAAAAAACCUCACUGUGCCCAAAUCCUUAGCCGCAGAUACUCCACUGACAGACACUACACUCUCGCCCCUGUAACGAAGGUCUGCCGCAGAGUUUGAUUCAGGUUUCAUAUUUAUUCCCUCUGGAUAACACUGAAGUUUUACCACAACGCGAGUUAUUCCACAUAAGCUUUUUUUUUCCUAUUCGAUCUACGCACUUGUCCCCUUUUCCCACAGUGGUCGGGAGAUUUAAAAUUGUCUAUGCAAGGUGUAGAUAUCCCCCGCAGGUACGGACGGAAUUGAAGUAGCCUACCUCUGAUCUUUGAAGCAGCACCUUUAGGAGCAAACAGCGUGCGCGCAAUGGAUUUUUAAACAAGGGAGAAUCUACUAAGCAAUGGUUGCAAAUUGAAUCUUUUCGCGCCUGACAAGAUACCGCUGUCUAAACGGACCUUGAGAGCGGAGCGAGGAGACCGGAGGGGGAGAAGAAAGACUACGCUACAUUUCCCACUGGAUCGUUUUCUUACAACAAGGAAGCACCUAAUGUUGCAUUCAGUGACAUUUUUGCACUCCAGUUAUUUAUCAUUACACUGGGAUUCGAAGGCACCCCCGGUAUUGUUUACGUAAGGAAGCUGGCAGGUCUAUUCUCAACUUCUAUCGGGGCUUUAAAACUGUGGAAGCAGGUGUAUUUCAGCAAGUCAAGAUGUCUCUUCUGCCUUCGAGGUUCAUAUACCUAUGUUUACAUUUUCUGGUCCUCUAUUUCCAGCUCCAGGAAUCCCAGCAGACCUCGGCCGAUUUCAGGAUCUAUAUUGAGAACCACACGCGGAACCCAGACGACCUGAGCCGGAAGCAGAUCCGCAUCUACCAGCUGUACAGUCGCACCACGGGCAAGCACGUCCAGAUCCUGGGCAAGAAGGUCAACGCCAACGGAGACGAUGGGGGCAAGUACGCUCUUCUGGUUGUUGAGACGGAAACUUUUGGGAGCCAUAUUCGAAUAAAAGGGAAGGAGAGUGAAUAUUACAUCUGUAUGAACAAGAACGGCAAAAUAGUUGGAAAGCUCAAUGGAAGGAAUCAGGAGUGUGUAUUUGUGGAAGAGUUUUUGGAGAACAACUACACAGCUCUUGUAUCAGCCAAAUACAAAGGGUGGUACCUGGGCUUCAACAGGAAGGGGAGGCCCAAAAAAGGAUCGCGGACCACACAAACACAACAGGAAGUGCAUUUCAUGAAACGUCACCCAAAGGGCAAGGUGGACCCACUGGAAGAGUUCCGUUUCACCACAGUAACUAAGCGGACACGAAGGGCGCGUCGCUUAAAACAGAACCCCAAAACAAACUGAGGGCCCAAUGGAUGGCUAACGCACUGUUUUCCAAGGAGACCGCAAGCUCCUGGCCGGAACACACCUUAAAGACCUGUAAAAGGAUCAACGACGAAAAAAGAACAUAAACUCAAAGAUGUUUUAUUUUUAUAUUUCAGUAACAUUGAGCAUCUCCUAACUGUUGGAUGGUUCUGGUUUAUUAUAAUUGUUAUAAAGUGUCUGUUAUUUUAUUUAUACUGGAUAAACUAAGGACGAUGGACCCUUAUCGCUAAUAAUUUGCUCCUUUGAAUUUCAAAUUGAAGGCCUUUUUGACAAUGAGGGUGGAAGCAUGCAUUUUUUGAUGUUAUAAAAAGCAUCCACUAGAUUUUAUUGGAAUACCUGUCAGUUUUGUUUGUGUUACCCCAGGCAACAAGGAUCCCAGAUUUUCGGCUGGAACGGGACACCAUGGAGAAAAAAAUGGAGGUGAAACAGUCUGCCUUAGAUAACUGCGUAGCAUUGAGUGCAAUAUUUCACAGUGCCCACUCUCUCUCCCCCAACUUGCUCUCUCUCUCUCUCUCUCUCUCUGUGUUGAUAACUUCUGCCUGAGUCGCAACCUACUAUAGAUGGAAUGCGCUGAACACAUUUCUUGCUGUGCGAUGUCUUUGACAUUUUUGUGCAACCUAUGAUUCAGCUGAACACAACAUGCUUUGACUAGCCGGGCCCCAGAAGGACGGGGUUGUACUUUUGUUUAGCCUGAGUUGAUGUGGCUGAGAUCUUCACUGAGAAACACACACUGCCACCCUCACAAGGGUACAUGGAACAUCUCACCUCACAUGACUAUUUGACAGAGAAAGUUUGAAAAAGCGUGUGAUCGCAACGGUUUUUGCCGAAUCAAUAAUUCAAUGCAUUGUCUUAGGGCUUGCAAAUUUGACCAGUCAAUGCACUAUUUCUUCAUAAAACAAUUGCAUUAUAGCAUAAACCUGACUUAUCCCACUGCACAUUUCUUGCAUACUCUGGUUCAAACAAGCCAAAUGCCAACUAAUUUUUCCUUAUCAGCAUAUUUUUGUGGCAUAUUGGACAAAAUCAUAGCAAAAUGUUCAAAUGGUCAAGGCAAAAUCAAGCAAUUUUGCUAGCAAAAAAUAGCACACAAAUCCCAAUGAGCAGAGGUACUGCUCUCCAAUCAUUUGAUGUUGACUUAUAGCUAUACUUAUAUAAGUUUGGAAUAAUUUUUGGAACAGAGCACCUGCGUUUAUUAGCAUAUUUUCCAACCAAUUUAGCCCGACUAUACAUAAAACCAAACGGUGGGUUGGAUCAUGUUGGUUGUUCAUGGUUCAUUUCACGCACCCAAGCAUCCAUGUUCAAAGAGACGUCCCAAAAACGAUUAAUCUCUAACGUUGUAUUCAGUCAAGCGAGUUGUAAUGUCGAGAACACUGAAGUGUCCAUACAUGUACUAGGAUAGGUAUAGAUUCAUCCCGCCUACACACUAACUGUGCAUCAGCGUUUCUUCUCUUGUUAUAUCAGUGACUGACAGUCAACUAAACGUGUCAGGUAAUGUUUUUUUUAAGAUUGGUAAUUUUUUGGCCAGCUAUCUAAACUAGUAAUUAUGGCCAAAUAUGAACCAAUCAGGCAGGGCAAAUCCCCUGAGGUCCUCACCACUAGGGAGCCCUAAUUUAUGUCAUUCUCACUCAAAUGUCAUGUAUGCAUGGCGUAAGUCAUGGCAAAAUAUAUGGAAUUGCAUGAAAUUAGCUUUAAAAUGACAAAAUGUCUCCACCUAAUGGCAAUUAUUGGAAAUUAGUAAAGUUACACAUGAAAAAACUAUCUUUGCCCUAUGGUAAAACGUAUGUUUUGCAGGGGAUUAGCUGUAAAUUUGCAGAUUUAUUUCUCUUUGUCUCAUGGCAAAGUGAAAAAACUUUCAUGAAAUGUAUUAUACAAUUUUAAAACAUUUUCUCUUCAGGUCAAAGCAAAAUGUGUACAGUUGGAAAAAACAUGCUAGAAAUUAACUUUAAAACAUAAAAUUUAUUUCUGCUGUCAUAAAGGGGGCCACUAAAAUAUCUUUGCAAUGAUGUGUGGGGAGGCCCCCCAACCAAAUCAAGCAUAGGGCCCACAAAAGUCUAGGGUUGGCCCUGGGAGUUGUGAUCCCAGAACAUUUUAGAUCAUGUUACCAUUGAUGACAAAGUUCAGCCUUUAUUCCUGGGUUGAGCUGUAGUAGCCUAUAUAUGCCUCUACCAUCAGACAGGUUUUGUAUGAGAUGCUACUAACAACGACACAUUUAUGAAAUUUUAAAAAUGUAUGCAAAAAUAAUUGUAUGAUUAUUAUGAGAUAUUUAUUGCCUUUCUUUGUAAAUACAACGUGAUGAAUU